Messenger RNA from Erigeron canadensis, 851 nucleotides. Its product is annotated as inactive protein RESTRICTED TEV MOVEMENT 1-like. Lineage: Eukaryota; Viridiplantae; Streptophyta; Magnoliopsida; Asterales; Asteraceae. Bases 126 to 707 code for a protein of 193 amino acids. The transcript has 4 exons. The record is from RefSeq and is a predicted model, not a curated record.
UUGAUGGUCUUCCGCGUUUACUUUUCGUAUGGCCAAAUAUUUUUGUAUAUUUGAAUCAGAAGUCAACAGUCCCAAAGAUUCAGCAUUCGCACCAAUCGCCUCUAAUAUCCGGAGUUCAGGGAAAAAUGAUGAAACUGAAUCCGAAACGGAUGAAAGGAGAUGCUUGGGACGAAGGUGGGAAGUCCGGAAUAGUGCAAAUUCUGAUUUCACAUGAAGAAGGAAAGAUAAAUUCGUUCCAAUUUGCAUAUGUUGAUCAAAAAGGGGACGUGCGUCAUUCAGAAAUCCAUGGACAACUCAAUGGUUGGAAAUUUAAUAUUGUAACAUUUGAUUACCCAUCAGAAUUUUUAACAUCAAUGAGUGGUUUAUAUGACUACCAAGGUCUUGUUACAAUUGCUUUUGGAAGCAAUAAACGCAUGUAUGGACCAUUUGGAAUGACCAAAAAAACCGGUGAUCCUCCUGAAUUUGCAGCUCUAGCCCCAUCUACUUAUGAUAAAUUCAACUAUGAAUUCGGACCAGGGGCUUUCUUUGCAGGAUUUCAUGGAAGUGUUCUCAGCUCGUCCGUGAAUGCCAUUGGAAUCUACAUUAACCCCAUAACAUCACUUGCUCAAGUCAAACCUGUCGAUUCGCAUAUCAACGAACAAGAACCCAACGAGGAACAGGUUGAAUCCAAUCCCAUUGACUCGCUUUCCGAACUCAACAUCAAAUAACAUGAACAAAUUAGCGUUUGUUGCAAGUGAUAAUGAGUGAUUAGGCUUGUAAGAUUUCGUAGCUGUUAUGAAUAAUGUAUGGCAUAUUGGCAUGUAUGUAUGGACAAGUUAUGUUCAAAUUUAUAUGACUGUUUAUUUUAUAUA